Messenger RNA from Drosophila nasuta, 2998 nucleotides. It is a transcript of the gene Eaf, whose product is annotated as ELL-associated factor. The transcript has 8 exons. Gene Ontology annotation, cellular component: super elongation complex. Gene Ontology annotation, biological process: transcription elongation by RNA polymerase II. The record is from RefSeq and is a predicted model, not a curated record. Gene Ontology annotation, molecular function: transcription elongation factor activity. Bases 1012 to 2556 code for a protein of 514 amino acids. NCBI's taxonomy places the organism in Eukaryota, Metazoa, Arthropoda, Insecta, Diptera, Drosophilidae.
AACAAGUCGUUUCGUGGGUCGUGGGUCGUGUAAAUAUUGUAAGAACUUUUUCAAAAUAUAUACACCAAUGUUGCCUAAAGCCAGCGAUUAAAAACCACACACACAAAAGUAAUUAAAUGCUUAUAAAUGAAGAACUGUGCGAUAAAUAAGAGAAAACCCCAAUAUCAUCAAUGCCAAAUGUAACAACGAAGAAAAUUGCAAAAACGCCGCCGCCUUGGAGAACCUGAUACAAAAUCAAAAACAACAAAUUAAUUAAAAUAUAUCUAAGGAAAUCAAAAAAUACGUUGCGUACCUUACAACAAAAAGGAAGAGAGAAAGAGCGAAAUUUAAACGAAAUUAUUUAUUUUUUUUUUGUUUUUUUGGUUUAUUUCAUUUCGUUUUGCAUCGAUAAAAACGUGUUUGUUUUGCGUGCAACACUUUUUUCCAACGUGCGAAAAAAGCAUUGCAACGUUCGAAACAACACGUCGAUAAGUAACGGCCGCAAAAAUUCCCAAAUCCGGGGCAACUAGCAAACUGCAGCGCCUCAAAGCCAAAGCAGCUGCAAGUCAACGCUACGGCGGCAAUUAUCGCAAGUCCGGCAACACAGGCAGCAGCAACGGAGGUGGCGGCGGCGGCGGCGGUGGCAGCAGCGGGGGCGGUGGCGACAUAGCGUCAACAACAUUUACAACAACAAGCGGCUACAAUUAUCAACGCGGUGGCGCUGCGGAGGAGCGUAGCUUUGCUGCAACAGCGGCGACGUCGGCGUUGGCGUUGGCGUCAGCCGCAGCCUCCGAAACAGUUGGUGAAAAGUCAUAUCAUUACAACAACAACAACAACAGUAGCAGCAGCAACAACAACAACAACAACAACAAUUAUCAACAAAAGUCAAACUACACCAGUGCCAAUUACAAUAAUCAGACCCAAACAAACCACCUGCCUUAUCACCAGCAUACAGCAUACAACAGCAACGGGAACGGGAACAGCAGUAGCAACAUUAGCGGGAGCGGGAGCGGGAGCAGCAACGGGGCAACGAUGAUGAUGACCAAACAAAAGUCAACGCUCAACGAGCGCCUCAACAUUGGGGAUGAGGUGCGCGAGCUGAAACUGGGCGCCACAUUCAAUCCGAAAAACACAUCGACCGCAUUUCACACAAUCAAAUAUGACUUUAAGCCAGCGAGUGUGGAUACCAGUCGAAUGGCAACUGUCGAUGUUGGCUCCAAUAAUCAAGUUACUGUUACCGUGCCAAAUUUAGAAAGUUCCGGUGUGCCUCAUACAGUUUAUAAGGGUAAUCACAAAAAAUAUACAAAAGAAUGCUUAAUAAUUUUCGACAAGGAAACGGGUGCUAUCACAAUAGAGAAGCUAAAUCACAAUAUACAAGUCAAGAAGACAAGAAGCGAAAUGUCAAACAAGCCAAGCUUGAUGCCAGCUACAAAUGUGCCCUCCGCUUUCCCCAAUGGUAGUGGACCCGGACCCGGAUCCGGCUCUGGCUCUUUGCCCGUGCCCUCCUCGGGUCCUCGACCCACGCCGGAGAACAGCACCAUGCGCAUAACAUCCAAGACGAAAGUGUCCACAGGCAGUCGACGGAACAACAUAAUUGAUUACAAGCCCCGCAAUUCGCCCAUGCAGCAGAGCUCACCAUCGCGUCCAGUUGCCUCGCAUCGUAGUCCACAAUCAGCACCAGCCUGGCAUGCCAACAAUGCGCAACAAACAUUGCCAAGCAUCCCCAUGCUGUUGGACGAUGAUGACUUUGGUCUUGGAGCAGCCAUGCAUAAUGGCGGUCAGGCGAAUAUCUCGGGCUCCUCGACGGGUUCCUCGGUUGGCCAGCCGGAUUAUGCGUCAUCACACGGGCACAUGGGCAAACAGCGACAGGCGCCGUUGCAAAAUCAUGCCAAGCGUCAGCAGCUGACUCAACGCUCCAGUCCACCCAUGCAGCAUUUGCAGCAGCAGCAACGGCACGAGCAACAGCAACAACAACACCACCAGCAGCAGCAACAACAUCAGCAGCAGCAGAAUUAUGGUCGUGGCAACAGCAACAGCAACAACUACGCACAACAACAGCAGCUGCAGCAACAGCGACCAUCGUUUAGCAACCAUAACAGCAAUAGCAUGCCCCUGGAUCUGGACUCGCCUAGCCAUCAUGAUCUGUCCUCACAGUCCGUUGCGCAAGCGGCUGCCGCGUUGGAACAGGAAAUGGCCUCCAGUUCGAGUUCUGAUUCGGAUUCGAGUGACAGCGACAGUGGCAGCGAUUCGGAUGACAGCAGUGUUCAGGAUCAACCUCAGUCACAGCAUCAUCAACAUCAAAUGCAACAUCAGCAGCAGCAGCACCACAAUCAACAUCAUCAGCAGCAACAUUUGAAUCAGCUGCCCAAUUUGGGACUGGGUUCGAUAUCGCCUGCUUAUAACAACCAUCAUCAGCAACAGCAAUCGCAUCAUCAUCACCAGCAGCAACAACAACAACAACACCAACAACAGAUGCAGCAGUCUGGCAUUUAUGCAUCCAACAAUGGAUUCCCCAAUGAUUUGCUACAAAACGAUCUGCAAUUGUCCUCAAAUUCGUCCGAUGAUGAUGACGAUUAGCCGUUUUUAAUUCUCUUAACGUGUUUAGCUGUAAUUAUAUAACACACAAACAACAACAAAAACUGGAAAACUAGACGGAGAACAACCAAUAAAUGUAAAAACAAAACCUAAUAACAAGAAACAGCAAAACUGAAAAUACACCUUUUAUCGAUAUUGAUUCUCUCUGCGUUUAAUUAAGUUGAAAUUAUUAAAUGGUGAAUUUAAUUGCUAGUGAAAUUUUUAUAAAUAAAUUAUUAGUUCUAUGCAUUCAAAACAAAAAACAUACAAUCAUAACAUAUAAUCUAUUAAAUAAUAAUUUUUAACAUUAUCUAUAAAACUUCAAUUACACAAGAUACAAAAAGAAAACAACGUGCUGCAUCAAAAACUACAAAGAAAAAAACGUUAACGAAUGUAAUUGUAAUUGUAAAAACAAGACAACAAAAAAAAAAACAAAAACAAAGAA